AUGGCGGCCGAAGAUGGAUAUAUGGAAUUACAAAACGAUAUAGCAGAAAAACUCGGAGACGGGUCCGUUGACGCUAUUCUCAACACAAUGAACCGUUACAUCUUGUAUGAUGCGGGCGCUCGGGAGCAAGGCAAUGGUGGAUGGGGAUUCAGAGACGCCUUUCUAGAGUAUGCCAUACACCACAAUUUUGCCUUUGCUGAGUCAGUGGAAAAGAUGGAGUUUCUCAAAGAACUGGCUAUAAUCCUCUGCGACGAAUGCGACGAAGGUUUGGAGACGGACGAGCUUUUAUGCCUUUCUCGCAGAACCAAACUCUCAACCAUCUUAGGACAUCAAUACACGCAAAGCGGUGAGUGCAAGCACCUCAUUGACGCUGUCAGCGAGAUCGAAAAAGCGGUGUCAUUGUCCCCUCGAGCCCAGAGAACUCUGACCACUCGGACAGGAGGAGUGAUGAUGGUGCACCGUCCCGCCACGGUGCUGAAUGCUUUGGACACAUUGGCUAGCAGGCUUGAUGAAUAUUUUCAACUUACCGGGGCCCUGGGCGUCCUGGACCGUUGUGUCAGUAUCAGAGAGGCUUUGGCCGGCCUUGUGCUUGAACCAGCCCAAGAAUGCCAGCGCGCUCAAAUUGAACUCCUUAUCAAUGCCGCUGACAGUCUACACCGACGUUACGAGCAAAGUGAUGAGGCGAAUAACUAUCUGGAUCGGGCUUACCGUUACGCCCAAAAAGCUGUUCAAUUAUCUGAAAACGAGCAAGAUCGACUAUCCGGGGCUUUAGCUAAGUCGUCUCUUGCGGAGGUGCUUGGUCGACAAGCUCUUGACAACAAUAACAUGGAUGAACUGGACGAAGCAAUCCAAUUGUCUCGAAGCGAUCCCAGUCGUUUGAUGGAAAACGGCGUUAACCUUACAUUGCGUAUCCUUCAAAAAUAUGACAUGAGACGAAAAGUCCCAGGGAAUAUCGAUGAGCAGUCAUUACUAGAAGGAAUUGAUGAAGCCAUCAUGAUUGCGGAGUCGACUGUUAGUGGCAUGCCCGAUGAUCACCCAAUCCGUCCUCACCUCAACAAUCUCCUCGGGCACUGUUAUUACGCCCGAUACCAGCAAACAAGAUUUGAGCAGCCUGAUCCCACGGUUGCGCUGGGUUAUCUCUGGACAGCGCUGAACAGUAAUAAAUACACCUCUCUGUUUCGCCGCAUACAGGCUGGCCGACAAAUUGUUCGUAUCUGUUGUGAUGCAUCCAUGUGGUCAGCGGCCUACGAAGCAGCGAUCGCUAUCGUCGCUCUUAUACCCAAGCUCUCACCCCGCGCCAUCCAAAUUUCCGACAAGCAACGCAUUCUGAGCGCCGAUGAUAUUGUGGGGUUCGGUGCCGAUGCGGUUGCUCUUGCGAUAGAAGCCGGAAAGGGGGGCUACGCAGCCCUCUCUCUCGUCGAAAGUGCUCGAGGGUCGCUUGCUGCCUCAAUAUCCAACCUGCGCGUAGACAUCCUGGCGCUUGAUGCGGUUCAUCCCGGGCUCGCCCGGCUGUUCGCAGAGGCACGGAAUGAGCUCCAGCAAGCUAGCUCAACCUCGGCAUCGUCGGCGAAUGAGAAAUUUGAUAAACUCCUUGAGGAGAUUCGGUGCCUAGAGGGAUUUGGAGGUUUCUGUCAGCCACUGACCGAGGAGGCCACGCGCGAGGCAGCCAGGAGCGGCCCCAUUGUGGUGCUCAGCGCAAGCGAAUAUGGAGACACCCGUGCUAUUCUUGUGAAAAGCCAAAGCAUUGAUGUGAUGCAGUUCCCUUUGGUUACUCUCCAUAAGCUUGAACAUAAGGACCAGGACAUGCAAAAUACCGAGUUCCUAAAAUGGCUCUGGUUUGAGCUUAUCAAACCAAUCUUGGAAGCUCUUGGGUAUACAGAACCACAAGAGGUCCAACCCCGAAUUUGGUGGAUCCCCAUCGGUGUCUUCAGUAGAGUUCCCCUCCACGCCGCUGGUGACCAUUCUCUAGACUCGACAGAAAACGUGAUGGACUGGGUCGUGUCAUCUUAUAGCCUCUCCAUUAAGGCCAUUUUGAACGCUCGUCGCGCUGCCGUUGGUUCGCACCCUUUGGUGCUAGGUAAAGGAGAGGCGCUCCUGGUUGGCAUGGCACGGACACCUAGGCUGUCAGUUUUAUCUGCCGUAACGGAGGAGAUGUCCAAUGUUGAACGUCUUCUCCGCGACAUGGGGCUCGACUGUACUCUACUCCAAAAUGCACAAGCUCAAAAGCAAAGCGUUCUCGAACACCUUCAGACAAGUCAGGUCUUCCAUUUCGCAGGCCAUGGGGGCGAAAAGGAGCACAACCCGUUAAAAAGUGCUCUUCUACUUGAAGAUUGGGAGAUGGAUCCCAUGACGGUGGGCGGUGUGAUGGGUUUGGAUCUGCACAAAAAAUCUCCCUUCCUCGCCUAUCUCUCCGCGUGUGCAACAGGGCAGAUCACCACGAGUAAGUUCCGCGACGAAAGCAUUCACCUUAUUAGCGCGUAUCAGCUGGCCGGGUUCCGCCACGUCAUUGGCACGCUGCGGGAGGUAAACGAUGCCGCUAGCUUGGCGAUGGCUACUGCUACGUAUAAGAAUCUGCAGAGCGGAGGCAUCACAGAUGAAUCCGUCAGUCGAAGUCUUCACCAGGCUGCAAAGCAGUUGCGACACAUGGCGAGGGACAGAGCUUCAAAUAGAGCCUCGGCUGGCGGAAGGGAUAUUGUCCUGCAUGAGGAAGUGGUUUUGGAGGGCGAGGAAAAUUGGAUUCCAUUUGUUCAUUUUGGUAUUUAG
Clonostachys solani is the source of this 2763-nucleotide messenger RNA. NCBI's taxonomy places the organism in Eukaryota, Fungi, Ascomycota, Sordariomycetes, Hypocreales, Bionectriaceae. The record is from the annotation of a GenBank genome assembly.